Messenger RNA from Uranotaenia lowii, 1023 nucleotides. RefSeq names its product 26S proteasome non-ATPase regulatory subunit 8 (gene Rpn12). NCBI's taxonomy places the organism in Eukaryota, Metazoa, Arthropoda, Insecta, Diptera, Culicidae. Gene Ontology annotation, biological process: proteasome-mediated ubiquitin-dependent protein catabolic process. The transcript is spliced from 3 exons. The record is from RefSeq and is a predicted model, not a curated record. The coding region runs from base 134 to 922 and encodes 262 amino acids. Gene Ontology annotation, cellular component: proteasome regulatory particle; nucleus; cytosol.
CAUUUCGUUGAGUUUAUUUUGCAUUCUCAUCACCGUCAUCCGCCGUGCUCUGUGCAAAUCUGUUUUCUAAUUUGUAUCCAUCGCUAGUCUUUUUCGGAAAUUUCAGCCAUUCAAUUUGAAAUAUCGGCGCAACAUGGAUAACGUCGCCAGCCUGUACAAGCAGCUGAAGGCCGAGUGGGCCAAGGGUCCGUCCAACCUGAAGCAAUGCGGAACUUUGCUGGAUAAACUUAAGAUUGCAUUAAUCGAAUUGUCCUAUCUGCCGACGGGAACAGGUCCCACUAACAAACAGGAACUGAUCAUGACCCGUGAUGUUCUGGAGCUUGGAGUCGAAUAUAGCGUAGCCACCAAGAAUAUUCCUGCCUUCGAGCGAUACAUCUCACAACUCAAGUGUUACUACUACGAUUACAAAAAUGAAAUCGGUGAAUCAAAGAACAAAUACCAAUUGUUGGGUUUGAAUCUAUUGUUCCUUUUGUCUCAAAACCGAGUGGCCGAAUUCCACACCGAAUUGGAGCUGCUGCCAGCUGACAUAAUCCAAGAAAACGAGUUCAUUCGACACCCGUUAGCGCUGGAACAAUAUCUCAUGGAGGGACGCUAUAAUAAAAUUUUCCAGGCCAAGGGUAACGCUCCGGCUGAAAGUUACAACUUUUUCAUCGAUAUUCUGCUGCAAACGGUCCGCGAUGAGAUCGGGGCCUGUUUGGAGAGUUCGUACGAAAAAGUUUCUGUUCAGGAAGCAGCUAAACGAUUGAAUUUAAAGUCUAAGGAUGAGGUCAAACAAUUUGGAGAGAAAAAAGCCUGGAAACUGAAUCCGGACGGAUUUUACUACUUCGUUAGCGAGCUGGUGAAGCCAAAGGAACCGAUCCCAUCUCGGGAACUGGCAGAGCAGGCUAUCUUCUAUGCACGUGAACUGGAGAUGAUUGUUUAGAGAAGUAAGAUAGAAGGACAUUUCUUUCGAUUUGUCUACACCACGAGCGGCUCUUGGACGUUACGUGUAUAAUAUUAAUAAAUAAAACUGUAAACAAAGAA